Messenger RNA from Rhincodon typus (whale shark), 967 nucleotides. Its product is annotated as peroxiredoxin-like 2A. NCBI's taxonomy places the organism in Eukaryota, Metazoa, Chordata, Chondrichthyes, Orectolobiformes, Rhincodontidae. The record is from RefSeq and is a predicted model, not a curated record. The transcript has 3 exons. The annotation marks the transcript as partial.
CUUCUGCUGCAGGAGGCCGCCGAUAUCUCCUCUCUGAAACCCCAGCUUGAUGAGUUAGGGGUCCCUCUGUAUGGAGUCGUCAAAGAAGAUAUCAAUAAUGAAUUAAAGAGCUUUCAACCUUUUUUCAAAGGCGAGAUUUUUCUAGAUGAAGAGAAACGCUUCUAUGGACCAAACAAACGCACCAUGGGACUCCUUGGCCUUUUCCGUCUGGGUGUUUGGAGGAAUUUUUUGCGAGCCUGGCAAAAGGGAUUCAGCGGGAAUACAGACGGAGAAGGAUUCAUCCUCGGAGGAGUAUUUGUUUUAGGAGCUGGAGAUCAGGGAGUCCUCCUGGAGCACCGUGAGAAGGAGUUUGGUGACGCUGUUGAUAUCCGCUCUGUCCUUGAAGCAGCCAGGAAGAUCAGGCCUCUGAGAGUCACUGAAAAAUAGACUGCCAGAAACUGAGAAAUCAAAAAGAAAUGGCACAGUGAAACUCCUGUUCAGUAUCAAGUAAUCACUGCACAGCGCUGGAUCCCCAACCACUGCUCCACUGAUCCCUCUCCCUCUCCCUCUUCCCCCACAUCCAAACUGUACUCCUGACUCCCUAGAAUCCCACCCCCCAGCCCCACCCAAAUCCUGUCCCCUACAUGAACCCUGCCACUCUGCACUCAAAUCCUGCCUUUCUCUCCCUGAACCACACCUCUCUGCUCCCCCACCCCACCCCACCCCAGAACGCUGCCUCUCUACCCCUGAACCAUAUCUCUCUGCCCCCAAACCUACCUCACUAGCCCCUAGAACUCUACCCUGUCUGUCUUGGGGCUGCUCUGUGUCGCUGACCUGCACUGUAUUAAUGAGGGUCUGAUCCUAAAGCUAUUGGCUCGUGGCCUGAUAUUUACAGAGUUGGUCAGGAGUGAGAUUCUGACAUGGAAUUGAAAUGGAAACUGUUUGUAACCUGAACCUAAUCACAAUAAAAGAAUACAAGACAAUGAAA